AUGGUCCUGACGCUGCUGCUCUCCGCCUACAAGCUCUGCCGUUUCUUCGCCAUGUCUGGCCCACGGCCGGAUGCCGAGCGGCUAGCAGUGCCGGGGCCGGACGGGGGUGGCGGCGCGAGCCAAUGGUGGGUGGCGGGCAGCCGCAGGCCCCGCGAGUUAUCGCCGGGGGCAAGCACCGAGGUGCAGGGCGCCCUGGAGCGCACACUGCCCGAGCUGCAGCAGGCGCUGUCGGCGCUGAAGCAGGCAGGCAGCAUGCGGGCCUUGGGAGCCGGCCUAACCGAAGUUUUCCAGCUUGUCGAGGAGGCCUGGCUGCUACCAGCCAUGGGCCGCGAGGUAGCCCAAGGCCUGUGCGACGCUAUCCGCCUGGACGGUGGCCUGGACCUGCUGCUACGCCUGCUUCAGGCGCCAGAGCUGGAGACGCGCGUGCAGGCUGCCCGCCUGCUGGAGCAGAUCCUGGUGGCCGAGAACCGGGACCGCGUGGCGCGCAUCGGACUGGGCGUGAUCCUGAACCUGGCAAAGGAGCGUGAGCCGGUGGAGCUGGCGCGCAGCGUGGCCGGCAUCUUGGAGCACAUGUUCAAGCACUCGGAGGAGACGUGCCAGAAGCUGGUGGCAGCCGGCGGCCUGGACGCGGUGCUGUACUGGUGCCGCCGCACGGACCAGGCGCUGCUGCGCCACUGCGCGCUGGCGCUGGCCAACUGCGCGCUGCACGGGGGCCAGGCGGCGCAGCGGCGCAUGGUGGAGAAGCGUGCCGCCGAGUGGCUCUUCCCGCUCGCCUUCUCCAAGGAGGACGAGCUGCUGCGCCUGCAUGCCUGCCUGGCCGUGGCCGUGCUGGCCACCAACAAGGAGGUGGAGCGCGAGGUGGAGCGCUCCGGCACGCUGGACCUCGUGGAGCCGCUCGUGGCCUCGCUGGACCCCGGGCGCUUUGCCCGCUGCAUGGUGGACGCCAGUGACACCAGCCAGGGCCGCGCCCCCGACGACCUGCAGCGUCUGGUGCCGCUGCUCGACUCUUCGCGCUUGGAGGCACAGUGCAUCGGGGCUUUCUAUCUCUGUGCGGAGGCAGCCAUCAAGAGUCUGCAGGGCAAGACCAAGGUAUUCAGCGACAUAGGUGCCAUCCAGAGCCUGAAACGCCUCGUCUCCUACUCCACUAACGGCACCACGUCGGCGCUGGCCAAGCGCGCACUGCGCCUGCUGGGCGAGGAGGUGCCGCGGCGCAUCCUGCCCAGCGUUCCCAGCUGGAAGGAAGCCGAGGUCCAGACCUGGCUGCAGCAGAUUGGCUUCUCCCAGUACUGCGAGAAUUUCCGGGAGCAGCAGGUAGAUGGAGACCUGCUUCUGCGGCUCACCGACGAGGAACUCCAGGCCGACCUGGGCAUGAAGUCGGGCAUCACCCGCAAGAGGUUCCUCCGGGAGCUCACGGAGCUCAAGACCUUCGCCAACUACGCUACGUGCGACCGCAGCAACCUGGCUGACUGGCUGGGCAGCCUGGACCCGCGCUUCCGCCAGUACACCUACGGCCUGGUCAGCUGCGGCCUGGACCGCUCACUGUUGCACCGCGUGUCCGAGCAGCAGCUCCUGGAGGACUGUGGCGUCCACCUGGGCGUGCACCGCGCCCGCAUCCUCACGGCCGCCAGAGAAAUGCUACAUUCCCCGCUGCCCUGCACCGGCGGUAAGCCCAGCGGGGAUGCUCCAGAUGUCUUCAUCAGCUACCGGCGGAACACGGGCUCCCAGCUGGCCAGCCUCCUGAAGGUGCACCUGCAGUUGCAUGGCCUCAGUGUCUUCAUCGAUGUGGAGAAGCUAGAAGCAGGCAAGUUCGAGGACAAGCUCAUCCAGAGUAUCAUGGGCGCCCGCAACUUUGUGCUGGUUUUGUCGGCUGGGGCGCUAGACAAGUGCAUGCAAGACCACGACUGCAAGGACUGGGUGCACAAGGAGAUCGUGACUGCCUUGAGCUGCGGCAAGAACAUCGUGCCUGUCAUUGACGGCUUCGAGUGGCCAGAGCCCCAGGCCCUGCCGGAGGACAUGCAGGCUGUGCUCGCCUUCAAUGGCAUCAAGUGGUCCCACGAGUACCAGGAGGCCACCAUUGAGAAGAUCAUCCGCUUCCUGCAGGGCCGCUCCUCCCGGGACUCGUCUGCUGGCUCCGACACCAGUUUGGAGGGCACUGCACCCCCGGGGCCCCAUCUAACCAGCCCCUAG
Rangifer tarandus platyrhynchus (Svalbard reindeer) is the source of this 2187-nucleotide messenger RNA. The record is from the annotation of a GenBank genome assembly. Lineage: Eukaryota; Metazoa; Chordata; Mammalia; Artiodactyla; Cervidae.